Messenger RNA from Sorex fumeus (smoky shrew), 2600 nucleotides. It is a transcript of the gene CD274, whose product is annotated as CD274 molecule. The transcript has 8 exons. Gene Ontology annotation, cellular component: external side of plasma membrane. The coding region runs from base 305 to 1249 and encodes 314 amino acids. NCBI's taxonomy places the organism in Eukaryota, Metazoa, Chordata, Mammalia, Eulipotyphla, Soricidae. The record is from RefSeq and is a predicted model, not a curated record. Gene Ontology annotation, biological process: cellular response to lipopolysaccharide; negative regulation of T cell proliferation; immune response.
CCACCAGGGACCUGCAGCCUAUUCUAAACUGACUUCCUGCGGUCGCCGCCAGUUACCAGAUUUCGGAUCUUUGCUCCGGAUUCCAGCAGGGAGGAGGAAGAGAGGCGGCUGGAGGGGGAGCGGCGGCGGAGUGGGAAACGUGCCCGCUUAGGUAGCCGUCGUCCACGCCCUGGGUCGGACCGCUGCCAGAGCUCGAGCAGGACUUGUCUUAGAACGCAGCUGGUGGCUCGAAUACUGUUGCUCCAGUUCGGGAGAAUCCUAAGCAGAAUGACAAAGUGAAAGCAGGAUCUUGUGCCCCCAAAGAAUGAAUACAGGUCAUUCCAGAGAAAUGAUAACAUUUAGCAUCUUUAUACUAGUGGCCUACUGUCAUACACUGAAAGCAUUUACUGUUACAGUUACCAAGGACCUGUAUAUAGUCGAAUAUGGCAGCAAUGUGACAAUUGAAUGCAAAUUCCCUAUAAAAGAACGUUUAAACAUGCUUUCAUUAAUUGUCUACUGGGAAAUGGAUGGCAAGAAAAUUACUCAGUUUAUGAAUGGGAAGGAAGACAUGACUGUACAACAUAGUAACUACAGACAGAGGGCCCAUCUGUUAAAAGACCAGCUCUUUCUGGGAAAGGCUGCACUUCAGAUCACAGAGGUGAAAAUGCAGGAUGCAGGGGUUUAUUGCUGCUUGAUCAGUUAUGGCGGUGCUGACUACAAGCGGAUUACUUUGAAAGUCUACGCUCCAUACCGUGAAAUCAACCAACAAAUUUCGAGGGAUCCGGUUACCUCUGAAUAUGAGCUAAUGUGUCAGGCUGAGGGUUAUCCUGAAGCUGAAGUUUUCUGGACAAGCAGUGACCACAGGGUCUUGAGUGGCGAAACAACCAUCACCAGUUCUAAAAGGGAAGAGAAGCUUCUCAAUGUGACCAGCAUUCUGAGAAUCAAUGCAACAGCCAAUGACAUUUUCUACUGCACUUUUCGGAGUUCACCAGAUGAGGAAAACAGAACAGCUGAAUUGGUCAUCCCAGAACCACUUGUGAUUUUAGAACAUCAGAGAGCUCGCUGGAUAUGUCUGGGAGCUGUCGUGUUGCUCCUUGUAGCCAUGGCAAUCAUCUGUCUAAAGACAAAUGGGACCACUACUAGCAGUAACCAGAGGACCAUAUGUGGUAUCAGGGAUGGAACUGAAGUGAGAAUGACUGAUGUAGAAAACUGUUGCAACCCAGACGUGAACUCAAAGACCCAAAAUGAUACACAAUUUGAAGAGACAUAGUCAGCAUUGGAGCUUCUGAUCUUAAAAUAGGGACUUUCAGCCUGUGAUUUGAGCUCAUCAGGGCUGAGCACGACCGACCAUCGGAAAGCAGUGGACCGGCAGGCGGCAGAUGAUGUAGAACUCAGAAUGAAAUUCUAGCUUCUGAAAAUAGUACCACCUGGAAAAGAAAAGGAAGAGAACAGAGAAAGAAGUAGAAAGACUCACCAGAAGGACUCCUUGGUCCUUCAAGAUAAUCAGGAGUCUUGUUGGUACAUAUACACUGGAGAAAGAACAAUUUUGAAAAAUGAGCUUCCAUGCAAAUUGUCCAGCACGUAUCUUAGACAAACAGGUUGAGAUUUCCUGAUUUAAUGCUCAGUUUCUGAAGAAGUGCUCACAUUCCCUUCAUUUAAUGUCUUAGUUUGUCUUCUGUGUGAUUGAGAGUUCAGUGUUGCAACAGUAUUUGAAUAGGAAUUAUUUCUAUUUAUUUUGAGACUAUAGGAUCUUGCUGUGUGUGUGGUUGUGAAUGAUUUCUUUGGAAGAUGCACUGUAGUAGAAUUUAACAUUCCUUCACUCUACUUUCAGCAUAAUGAUUUGUGUAUACCCAGUAAAGGACCUCCCGUUGAUCAUCGAUUUGCUCGAGCGGGCCCAGUAACGUCUCCAUUGGAGACUUUGUUGUUACUGUGUUUGGCAUAUCGAAUACGUCAUGGGGAGCUUGCCAGGCAAAAUGCAAAAUAUUUGUAGGGUGUUUGGUACCCUCUGUAAAUAGCAGUACAUAGGAAAUACAGAGUACAAGCCAUAGAUGUUUGUAGGAUAUUGCCUAUUUAAUACCCUAUAAAUCAUAUUAAUAUUACCUAUUAUUACCUCUGAUGCUUUUGUUGACUUAAAUAAUCUUAAUCUCAUACCUCAGAAUAUAAAUGUGAUUUUGAUAUUGCAUUUGCAAAUUACAUGUUCUAUUUGGAAACUUCAUUGGAGCACCUUCAUUGUAGAUUCUCAAUGAGCUAUGCUUGAAGUCCUGAACCUCACCAGAUCACAUCACUACACUGAUUUCUUAUGAUUUUAUUUUCCAAGUGAGACUCAGCUGCCUUCUUAGGAAGUCUGGGUAUUCUUUCUUCUUGAUCAUUUAUGUGGAUCAAUGACAAGGAAAAUCUUUGCUUUACUACAUGUCCAGGUUAAAGAAAUAGACUAUCCCACAGCAUUCCUACUACAAUUUUUAUUAUUUGUUCAUUUGUAUAAAGUCCCUGUUUGUGUGGUAGUAUCUCUUAUUAGUAUGAGAUACAACUCCAUUGUAUCCUCCGAUUCUGUCUUAACACGUUCUCGUGGUAUUAGAUUUAUAAAGCACUUUAUUCCUUUGUUUUGUGUUCAUUGUAAAUAA